AAAAAAAAAAAAACAUAUUACAAGCAAAUCAAUCAAUCAAUGGCAAGCAGUAAUAACAAUAGUAAUAGUAGCAAGAGAGGAGGAGGAGACGAAGAAUUGAAAGAAAUGACAGAGAUAAGCAAAACCCUAAAAGAAGGGGAGAGAAUUGUGGCUCCUAGCCGACGACCCGACGGUACUCUUAGAAAACCCAUUCGGAUUCGGGCUGGCUAUGUCCCCCAAGACGAAGUCGCCAUCUACCAAUCCAAAGGUGCCCUGUGGAGAAAGGAAAUGCAAUCUCAGGAAGUGCCUCCUGGUUAUGAUACUGACCCCCAUACAAAACCAAAAACUAAGUCCGUUAAAAGGAAUGAAAGAAAGAAGGAAAAGCGGCAUCAGCAGGCUGCACUUGAAAAGGGAAAAAAUACAGAAGCAAUCGAAGAUGGAAACAUGGUAAAGGGGGCGCUUCCAGAUGAAGAUUUAGGCCAUGCAUCUGACUCUGUUAAAUCGUUGACAUCUCAGAUGAAUGAGCUAGCUGUUUCUUCAAAUCCCGCUGUAGUUGGUCCUUCCUCGGACUUGGCAGAUGCUUCAAAUAUGGAGUCUCCGGUUCAAGAUAUUGAUAAGAGAAUUCGGGCUCUCAAAAAGAAGCAAACAAUGGAAGAUAACACGCGCAUUGUUGAUAUUAAAAAAUCUCAGUAAGAAUCUGAAGAUUUUACAGGUUUGAAAUUAGUUUCAGGCACAAUUAACAAAUCAAAUGGGCAUUUUCUGCAUAUUGGAUGAUGUGAUUGCUUUCUUUAAAUGUGCAUGUUUUAUUAUCAUGUUUUCUCAAAGUACCUUUUCUCUUUUCAACAUGUGUAUUGUGGGGUGUCUCUGAAUGUUUUUUACAAAGUCAUCCCCGAUUAUAAUGGAUAGAUGAAAAAAACAAUGACAGUUGAGGAAAAGUUGUAGAAACCUAUACAAUUGCUGAUGAUUGUGAGCACAAGAAUUGCAUGUCCUCUUAAAUAGUCAGGGCAGGACUCACAAUUUUGGGACCAAAAAAAUUACUACUAUUUCCUCAAGGGAGAAACAAGUAUUACUACUGUAAGCAUGUUACCUUUUCUCAUUAAAAUCCUAAGGUGAGUAUUAUUAAAGAUACAUCAAGCUGUAAGUUUCUUCAGUGCUAUUCAGUGUACAUCUGUUUUGCCUUAAUGAAGGAUGAACCAUCGUUUAUGAUUGCACAAGGGCUGAUGACAUAUGUGCUCUAAACUUGUAUUAUGCUAUUAUUAUGCAAAAUAACCCGUGAAGUCAAUGCAAAAGGGGGGAAGUAAUAAUCUUGCUCCGUUUGCAAAAUGAUGAACCAAACAAGUGUUGUGAUGAUUGCUGAUAA
Messenger RNA from Populus trichocarpa (black cottonwood), 1339 nucleotides. Its product is annotated as partner of Y14 and mago. Gene Ontology annotation, molecular function: RNA binding. The transcript has 4 exons. Gene Ontology annotation, cellular component: cytoplasm; exon-exon junction complex. The record is from RefSeq and is a predicted model, not a curated record. Bases 40 to 672 code for a protein of 210 amino acids. Lineage: Eukaryota; Viridiplantae; Streptophyta; Magnoliopsida; Malpighiales; Salicaceae. Gene Ontology annotation, biological process: exon-exon junction complex disassembly.